Hippoglossus stenolepis (Pacific halibut) is the source of this 2632-nucleotide messenger RNA. RefSeq names its product BTB (POZ) domain containing 10a (gene btbd10a). Bases 182 to 1909 code for a protein of 575 amino acids. Gene Ontology annotation, cellular component: cytoplasm. NCBI's taxonomy places the organism in Eukaryota, Metazoa, Chordata, Actinopteri, Pleuronectiformes, Pleuronectidae. Gene Ontology annotation, biological process: positive regulation of phosphorylation. Gene Ontology annotation, molecular function: protein binding. The transcript has 8 exons. The record is from RefSeq and is a predicted model, not a curated record.
CACGCGGCCAUUCACAGUUUCUCUGAAUGAGCCGGUGCGCGUCUCCGCUGCGCACGGUCCCCAGCUCUGCGCGGAUUCAUAUCGGUCCCGGUUUUUUUUUAAUCCGGAUUAACCGAAGAGGAGGAGGAGGAGGAGGAGAAGUCGAGUGGGUGCGAGACGAUGCUGAGGAAGUUGCAAAGUAAUGAGCGAGGAUGCUGAAGCUGCCGAAGCUGCCGGAGAGCCCGCUUUGUUCGGAGGAGCUCCGGGCUUCUGCGCCGCGGUCAUCCCGCAGCUCAUCCCCUGCUGCUUUGUCUUCAGCCGGCCCCGCGGAACCGAGCGUGACCAGCAGCGUGGUUCGUCAGUGUUGGACUGGAACCAGCAGCAGCGGCGGCAGCAGCAGCAGCGGCAGGUUUGCACCAUGAGUCUCUACGGGUCCAGCUCCAGUGGCGGAGCUGCCGGCGGGGCCAGAGAAAGAGGAGUGGAACAUUACCGGGAACAACGGCGACGCUCCAGCGACCGCUCACGUGACUCGUCCCACGAGAGAGGAGAGGGCCAGCUGACGCCUUGCAUCCGGAACGUGACCUCCCCCACGCGGCAGCACGACCGAGAACGCGGUGAUGGAGGCUCCUCCUCCAGAUCCUCCAGUCCACGCCCCCCCAGGGUCUCUCUUCCCUAUUCCCACAUCGGAGGAACUCUGAUCGGAGGACAAAUACCUCGGCCGCUGGGCCUCCCCGGAGUCGACCUCCACUCCAAGUCCCUGGGCGACAUGAUCUACGUGUAUGACCUCAGCAGCAAGGAGGGGCCUCGCGGCGGCCUGAGGCUCGGAGAGCGAGUGACGCUCAUUGUGGACAACACACGAUUCGUGGUGGAUCCGGCCAUUUUCACGGCUCAGCCCAACACCAUGCUGGGCAGGAUGUUCGGUUCUGGGCGGGACAACAAUUUCACACGGCCCAAUGAAAAGGGAGAGUUUGAGGUGGCCGACGGCAUCAGCUCGACCGUGUUCAGAGCAAUUCUGGAUUACUACAAGUCGGGGAUAAUCCGCUGUCCUGAUGGAGUUUCCAUUCCUGAGCUGCGGGAGGCAUGUGACUACCUCUGCAUUUCCUUCAGCUACAGCACCAUCAAGUGCAGAGACCUCAGCGCCCUGAUGCACGAGCUGUCCAACGACGGGGCGCGGCAUCAGUUCGAGUGCUACCUGGAGGAGAUGGUGCUGCCGCUGAUGGUGGCGAGCGCUCAGAGCGGAGAGAGGGAGUGUCACGUGGUGGUGCUGACGGACGACGACGUGGUGGACUGGGACGAGGAGUACCCCCCGCAGAUGGGGGAGGAGUACUCACAGAUCAUCUACAGCACCAAACUCUAUCGCUUCUUCAAAUACAUCGAGAACAGAGACGUGGCCAAAUCUGUGCUGAAGGACCGAGGCCUGAAGAAGAUCCGUCUGGGGAUCGAAGGAUAUCCGACCUACAAAGAGAAGGUGAAGCGGCGUCCCGGAGGUCGUCCAGAGGUCAUCUACAACUACGUCCAGCGUCCCUUCAUCCGCAUGUCCUGGGAGAAGGAGGAGGGGAAGAGCCGCCACGUGGACUUCCAGUGCGUCAAGUCCAAGUCCACCACCAACCUGGCCGCUGCCGCCGCAGACAUUCCAGAGGACCAGCUGGUGGUGCUGCACCCCCCGGGGCCGCAGGUGGACGAGCUGGACACGCUGUCGCAGCCGCCGGCCGCCAACGACCCCCAGCAGCCGACGCCCGGGCAGUGGGCGGAGGACAACGCGCCCCCCCAGCCAGCGCAGGCCCUCGAGGGCCUGAACCAGCAGGCGCAGGACAGUCCGAGCCAGGCGGCGCUCAGCCUGGCCCCCGGCAACCAGCAGCACGGCAACAGCUACACUCAGGCCACGUACCACUACGAGCCGGACCCCGACUCCCCGUCGCCCUCUGCAUGAUGAGGCUGGUUGCACCCGACCCUCCGCUCCCGCGUUCGCACUGUCUCCAACAAGUGUUUUACAUGGUUUCACUAAGUUUAGAUUCAUGGCGAGAGAAACAGGAAACACCGCACACGUCUGGAAACACGGAGACGAGCGUCGUCGUCUCUCGGGCUUCGAGCAGAACCACUUGUUGUUUUCAGCGUGAACACAAACGUUCGCUCCUCCACCUCCUCACGUUUACGCUCAUCCCUCCUCCCGAGUGGAAACACCACUUUGCCUUCUGUCGCAGCCUUUUCUCACGCACAGCGUCCGAAUGAACGAGGACGGAUAGAAGCACAUCAGCAGCCUCCUCUCGUCAUUCAGUUCGAUUUCUCUGAGCGGAGGAGAGUCUCUUUCUGUUCACAUGUUCAAAGACAGAGUACUGUAUUUCUUUUCAGUGGACUGUGUGUGUGUGUCUGUGUGUGUGAGUGUGUGUAACGGUUUCUUUACAAAGAGUUUUUUAUGGAUGAGGAUUUUUCUGAUGUUUCACUCCAUCUGUUGUUUAUAACUUGAUUUGGUUCCUAGUUUUUGUUGUAAACUCCAUUUUUUCCACUUAUUUAAUUUUGUUAUGAAUUUUGUUCCACUCGUGUUUGAGUGGCUGCUCUGUAAACUCUGCACAGGUUCAUCAGCGCUGCUGUGAGCUCACAGGAUGUCAGAAAACAACACAACGUUUUUCUAAUAAAGAGAAUUCACAACAACUCU